This is a messenger RNA of Impatiens glandulifera, 1631 nucleotides long. RefSeq lists its product as uncharacterized. The record is from RefSeq and is a predicted model, not a curated record. NCBI's taxonomy places the organism in Eukaryota, Viridiplantae, Streptophyta, Magnoliopsida, Ericales, Balsaminaceae. Bases 85 to 1494 code for a protein of 469 amino acids. The transcript has 3 exons.
ACGUAAUCGUUCACAUCUCUCUCUUCCCACCUUCAAGCUUUACUCUCUAUCAGAAAGUAGAAUCGCCGGUCACCGGUCGCCGGAAUGUCUAACCUGAAUCAACCUCAAUCAGAAACAAAGGUCCGUCCAGUCGGCGGCACAGAGAACAGCUGGUGCAGAGCAGUUCCCGGCGGCACAGGUAUCACCGUCCUCGGCAUCCUCCUUUCCAAACCACCAAACAUUUCAAAUCUCCAAAAUGCUCUUCACAAACUCCAAAUUUCGCAUCCAAUUCUUCGCGCCAAACUUCACUUCAACACAUCCACAACCACAUUCUCCUACAUCAUUCCUCCAAAUCCUCAUAUUCAAAUCCAACCUUUCGAUUUCCAAUCGACUGCUGAAAUCCUCCGAACGGUUUCUGAAACCGAUCCAUCGCGUUCCUUAUCUUCCUUGCAUCUGAUCCUCGAACACGAGAUGACUCGAAACGAUUGGUCGAUGACGGUUCCGGAAUCGGAUUCCGGUACUGAUGUGUUCUUCGCUAGCUCGUACGCUCUUGAUGAUGGUGCGAUUGUAAUGGUUAUGAGAUUGCAUACUUCUGCAUGUGAUAGAGCGGCGGCGGUGGCGUUGUUGAGGGAAUUGUUGAGUUUGAUGGUGGGGGAGAAGAGAGAAAAGGUGGAAUUGGAUUCAGAUGGUGAGAUAGGUUUGGGAAUUGAAGAGUAUAUUCCGAAUGGGAAAGCGAAUAAACCUAUUUGGUCUAGGGGAGUGAAUAUGCUUGGAUAUUCGCUUAAUUCGUUUAGGUUAGCAAAUAUGGAUUUUGAAGAUAUCGAUUCGCCUAGAAUUUCGCGAAUUGUGCGGUUGAAAUUGGAUCAGGAUCAUACCAGUCGAAUUCUUGAAGGUUGUAAAUCAAGAGGCAUUGAAUUGUGUGGAGUUUUAUCUGCUGCAGCUUUGAUCGCAGCCCGUUCUUUCAAAGCUCUUCCUAAUGGCCAGUGGGAGAAGUAUAUGGUUGUCACUCUAAUCGAUUGCAGAUCAAUUCUUCAGCCUGUUCUCAGUAACAAUCAUCUAGGAUUUUACCAUUCUGCCAUCCUCAAUUCCCAUGACCUCUCUGGAGGAGAAGGACUAUGGGAACUAGCAAAGAGAACCUACAAUUCCUUUGCAAACUCGAAAAAGAACGAAAAGCAUUUCUCCGACAUGGCUGAUGUGAACUUUCUAAUGUGCAAGGCCAUCGAAAACCCUGGCCUAACUCCCUCAUCCUCUCUUAGGACCUCUAUAGUCUCGGUUUUUGAGGAACCAGUUUUUGAUAACUUUGACGAUGAAAAGCAGGAGGGGAUCGCUCUCAAGGACUAUAUGGGUUGCGCUUCUGUUCAUGGAGUGGGGCCCUCAAUUGCGAUAUUCGACACUAUAAGAAACGGAUGUUUGGAUUGUACUUGUGUUUACCCUUCACCGUUGCACUCGCGAGAGCAAAUGGAGAAGUUGGUUGGCGAAAUGAAGAAGAUUCUUGUGGAGAGUCUAGAAAUCUGAAAACAAAACUUGUUACUUUUGGGGAAAUCAGUAGUAAUUGUAAUUGUUUAUGUUAUGGAUUUGUUAGUAAUGUUUUAUGUAAUGAAUAUGGUUGGGACUUGGAUGCAGAUAUAAGUUCAAUUUAAGCAUUUAGAUAA